AUGGACGGCAAGAGACACCCAAGCUCGUUCCAGCAGCUUGAGAAGCUUGGCGAGGGCACCUAUGCUACCGUGUUCAAAGGUCGUAACCGGCAGACUGGAGAGCUUGUCGCUCUCAAAGAAAUCCACUUGGACUCGGAAGAAGGCACCCCCUCGACGGCGAUAAGAGAGAUCUCGCUCAUGAAGGAGCUGAAGCACGAGAACAUUGUCGCCCUCCACGAUGUGAUCCACACCGAGAAUAAGCUGAUGUUGGUGUUUGAAUACAUGGAUGGAGAUCUUAAGAAAUACAUGGACACCCAUGGCGAUAGAGGCGCCCUCAAGCCCCACCAGAUCAAGUCGUUCAUGUAUCAACUGCUGAGAGGCAUCGACUUCUGCCACCAGAACAGAGUUUUACAUCGAGACCUGAAGCCUCAGAAUCUCCUAAUUAACGGCAAGGGACAGCUGAAGCUUGGUGAUUUCGGCCUUGCUCGUGCCUUCGGCAUUCCCGUCAACACGUUCUCGAACGAGGUGGUCACGUUGUGGUAUCGCGCACCAGAUGUCCUUUUGGGCAGCAGAACGUACAACACCAGCAUUGACAUCUGGUCUGCGGGAUGUAUCAUGGCGGAAAUGUACACCGGCAGACCACUGUUCCCUGGCACAACAAACGAGGACCAGAUUAUUCGUAUCUUCCGCAUCAUGGGAACCCCAACCGAACGAACCUGGACUGGCAUUACGCAAUUCCCCGAGUACAAACCCACUUUCCAGAUGUACGCCACUCAAGACCUUCGUCAGAUUCUUCCUCAGAUCGAUCCUACUGGCAUCGAUUUGCUCCAACGAAUGCUGCAGCUACGCCCCGAACUUCGCAUCAGUGCUCACGAAGCCCUCAAGCACCCCUGGUUCAACGAUAUCGUCAUGCAACAGCAUCAGCAGCAAGCUUUGCAAGCACAAGCUAGAGCCUACCCGGGACAAGGGUCUUACGAAAAUUACUGA
Colletotrichum abscissum is the source of this 966-nucleotide messenger RNA. RefSeq lists its product as uncharacterized. NCBI's taxonomy places the organism in Eukaryota, Fungi, Ascomycota, Sordariomycetes, Glomerellales, Glomerellaceae. The record is from RefSeq and is a predicted model, not a curated record. Bases 1 to 966 code for a protein of 321 amino acids. Gene Ontology annotation, molecular function: cyclin-dependent protein serine/threonine kinase activity; ATP binding. The transcript has 2 exons. Gene Ontology annotation, cellular component: nucleus; cytoplasm. Gene Ontology annotation, biological process: protein phosphorylation.